Epinephelus moara (kelp grouper) is the source of this 1888-nucleotide messenger RNA. It is a transcript of the gene avpi1, whose product is annotated as arginine vasopressin induced 1. NCBI's taxonomy places the organism in Eukaryota, Metazoa, Chordata, Actinopteri, Perciformes, Serranidae. Bases 147 to 527 code for a protein of 126 amino acids. The record is from RefSeq and is a predicted model, not a curated record. The transcript has 2 exons.
UACAGUGGAAACUUUCCAGUCAACGAAGCAGGAAGUCUGCAUGCUCCAACAUCUUUACGGGAGUCAACCUGCACCAGCUGCACAGGCUGUUCAGAACAGCAGGAGACAGAGACGCUGAACAUCGGGCGAAGCUGGUGUGGCGAGGUAUGGAUGCAGACAUGGAGGGGGCAGAGGAGGGGAAGGAGGAGGAAGGGGAGGACAGAGAGGAAGAGGCAGGGCUGGCCCAGGCCUUGGUGGGGCUCCGAGUCCGAGCGAGGAAUAAAGCGGGUAUCAGAGUGGAGGGACACAAGGACCACAAGUGGCUCAGAACAUCAGGGUAUCUCAGGAUUGAGGAGCCAUUAUCAGGCUACACUGUUGAGGAUGAGGAGGCCGACAUUGCGCCCAGUUCAGGAGAAUUUCUGCCAGUGACUGAGGAAGACAUCCCAGAGAACCCAAACCCCUUUAAACCUUCGUCAUGGAGGCUGGGUGUGAUGAGACAUGAGGGUGCCAGCCACCCUGAACGCUACCUUCACCGCAUCCUCCACUAACAACGGACUGAACGGACUAAAUUUGAAGCAACACACAGUAGUGGAAGCUGAGGUCAGGACAAAUUCUGCAUGAGAAGCCACAUGGUAUCACAACUCUUAGCAUCUUCUGCUAACAUGUGCUCUACAUGUUAGAACCCAGCAUCAAGAAUCACCAGUGAAGUCUGGUGAACCUGUCCAACUAUUAUAGGAAAUCCAAAUGUGUAUCUGUGAUAAAGCAGGCGUGUUGGUGAGUCAAAGCAGCUGCAUUUACAGGAGACAGAAACAGAAACGAGCUGUUGUGUAAGGCCUGAAAUUAAAUUUCUGAUGCACAUGAUUUCAAUGCAUUUUUGAGGGAACACCAGUUUAAGGGAAUUAGCUGGGCAGUUGGUGUUGCUCUUGCCAGAGAACUCAUGAUAUUAUUGUGGUAAACAGGACAGGAAAUUGAAACACUGCAUCAAGAGCACUUGCAGAGCGUUUGCAGCUAAGGAUGUAUUUUUUGUUUUUAAUGACUUGUUAAAGGAGCUGUAUACAAUUUUCAGAGUAUACCUAUGAUUCAGACCCUGAUUCAGAGGUUGCCUGCACCCAGUUUUCAACAUGGAGGUGGCUGAGCCGGCUAACUCCAUACACAGUGCUAUUAAUAGCAACAGUGCUGAUGGGGCCAGCGGUGCUAACCUGGUGGGCACCAGAGGGUGGGCCCUACACUCUGCCAUGACGCUUUGGGUCAGAACAGCGUUAUCAGGAGUAACCACAGUAUGAGCGCAGUGCAGAGCAGCAGGGAUGAGCUAGCCAGUGGCAUAAACACACAGGGACUCACAUGCACCAACAUGCACUCACAGCCGAAUUGACUACAACAAAGAACAGAGAAACUCAGACUUCAUUCUUUAGCCAGGACACAUAGCAAAUACCAGUUUGCUGCUGUAUUGUUCUACAAAGAUGCCAUCUAUCACAUUCUUUUAAAAACUACAUUACCAGUCAGGGAUUGUGUUUCUGAUUACUUUGUGGAUGUUAUUCAAAUACUCAAUCUCCUUUUGGCUCUGUGUUUGGUCUCCACCGACUCCUGAGGGAAAUAUCUGGCUAUCUAGCUGCUGAAUGCUCCACCAUGUUCACCAGUUGAUAGAGUUUUUGGCUGGUACAGCUCAACAAUUCAGCAACUUCACCGGCCAUAACACCAAAACAAUGAGCUGAAAGAUGCUGAAAUGCUCCGUGGAGCUGGGAGAACUGGAGUCAGGUGAUAAUUCUCUGUGGGGUCAUCACCACAAGCAACUCCUUUCACAUGACAAGAAGUCAUUUGAUCCACUGUUGAUAUAAAAAUGUUGAUUAAAGCGGCUUAGAAGACAUGAUUUGAUCAGCUACUACUAAAUUAUUGUUGGAUUAAAGCAUUU